AUGUUAGCAUCACCUCUCCCCAUUACUCCUCUGAAGUCCCUCAGGCCUUAUCGAACCAACUGGCUUAUAGAUGUCAAGAUUUUGCAUCUCUGGAGACAAUACCACACCAAAGUUGGAGAAACAAUCGAAAUGUUUUUAGUAGAUUCGACGGGUGAUAAGAUAGCAGCUACAGUGAAGAAGGAUCAGAUAAUGAACUUCCAGCGAAAACUCAAACAAGGAAAUUGGAAUCUAAUUUCCACUUUUAAUCUAUCUCCUACUUAUGGGUCAGUCAAGCUAUCUGAACUGAAAUGGAAGAUUGUCUUUACAUCCAGGACAAGUGUGAACCCUUCUGAUAACAUAUCUGAUGAUAUGUUUUUUUCAUUUGCAUCUUAUGAUGCUGUGCUCACUGGGAAGCAAGCUGAAAAUGUUUUAUUCGAUUUUUUUGGUCAAGUUGUCGACUGUGGUGAAAUUAAAGAAAUAACUACAACAAACAAACCAACUACCAAAAUCGACUUCCACUUGAGAAAUUCUGAGGAUACACGUGUUUUGUGUACUCUUUGGGGUACCUGCGCUCACAUGUUUAGUAAAGCUUGUCACGAGUCUACCGAUGGUAUUGUUUUCUGCUUACUAAGGUUUGCUAAAGUUAAUCAGUACAAUGAUGCUUGGAGUGUUCAAAAUCACUGGGACUGUUCUCAAGUUAUAAUCAAUCCAGAAAUUACUGAAGCUGAAGAUCUAAGAAAACUUCUUUCCAAUGAUGGCUUGCAACUGACGAUCAUGGAUUCAUUGCAAAAGAAAGUGUUUUGGGCAAAACCUAAAAAGGAAGAAUUAGAAGAAUACCCUAUUAAAACUAUCGAAGAAGUCCUGCAUGCAUUUGAGGUUGGGAUGUGUCGCACUACCUGUACAGUAAUUGAAGUCGAUAGAGACUACUGUUGGGCCUACAUUGCGUGUAAGAAAUGCAACAAAAAGACCAUCGCCGAGCAAGGCAUUAAGAUGGAAGAUGAGAAUCAUAAACCAGCACCAAAGUUCUCUUGUGAGGUUUGCUGUCAGUUUGUAAAAAACGUCACAACCAAGUUCUGGAUUUAUCUUAAAAUCAAAGACAAAACUGGAGAAGCUAAAUGUAUGGUGUUUGAUAGCUUCGCUGCUGAUAUGGUUGGAAUGCAAUCCUCAGAACUCCUUAACAAUAGAUACGAUUUGCUGGAGGAUCCUGAAGCUAUUCCUCUGGAGGUUUUAUCAUUAGAAGGGAAAACAUUCGAGUUUCUCCUUUCUAUCGAGUUGAAAAAUAUUAGAGGGAGCUCCACCAUUUACAAUGUCGCUGCUUUGUGCUCCAAAGGAUUGAAUUCUGAUUUUGAGAUUCUCCCUUCAGACACUUAUAUAAAUCCGUCUUCAAUGUUGUCUGGUGGUCAGGGUUCUUCAAUGAUUACUGAUGGGAGUGAACCAUCAGAUGUGGAUGCUUCAACAUCUUCCACUCCAUCAUCAAAAAGAGGUUCAUCAAACAUGGUCGAAGGAGAUGACCAAUCAUCUACCUCAAAAAAACAUUGCUCUGGACAAAAAGUGGAAGAUGCUACUGCUGCUGGUGUUUCUAAGGAACUUAACAGUUUGUUCAGUUAA
Molecule: messenger RNA, 1587 nt
Organism: Camelina sativa (false flax)
Lineage: Eukaryota; Viridiplantae; Streptophyta; Magnoliopsida; Brassicales; Brassicaceae
Source: RefSeq, a predicted model, not a curated record